Messenger RNA from Vitis riparia (riverbank grape), 2425 nucleotides. RefSeq names its product 9-cis-epoxycarotenoid dioxygenase NCED2, chloroplastic-like. The record is from RefSeq and is a predicted model, not a curated record. The transcript has a single exon. Gene Ontology annotation, cellular component: chloroplast stroma. NCBI's taxonomy places the organism in Eukaryota, Viridiplantae, Streptophyta, Magnoliopsida, Vitales, Vitaceae. Gene Ontology annotation, molecular function: carotenoid dioxygenase activity. The coding region runs from base 168 to 2006 and encodes 612 amino acids. Gene Ontology annotation, biological process: carotene catabolic process.
UCUCACUGCCCAAUGCUCUAAUUCCAUCACACUACCCAACAGCCAAACAAAACAUCUCUCCUCUCUCUCUCUCUCUCACACACACACACACACUCUCUCUUUUCUCUCAAUUCCCAAUAACAGCAUUUCUCUCUCUCUCUCUCUCUCUUUUAAUACAAUAGGGAAACAUGGCUUCUCCUGCAGCUGCAGCAGCUUCAACACCCAAUAUUAGUGCAUGCGUCAAACCCAAAUUAUGCUAUUCUUCUUCUUCUUCUUCUUCUUCUUCCUCUUUCUCUUCAGCUCGUGAUUUGGGCUCUUUCUCUUUCCAUAGGCCCACCAUAAGGCCCAACAUAAACUGCUCUCUCCACUCCCCUUCUGUACUCCAUUUCCCAAAGCACACAUCAUCAAGCACUGGCGUUGCUACUGUUAAAACCACACUCCCAAAAGAGAAGGAUGACUUUUCUUCCUCUGUCUCACAGCAAUGGAACUUUUUGCAAAGCGCUGCUGCCAUGGCCUUGGAUGCCGUGGAGACCGCGUUGGUAGCACGCGAGACCCAGCACCCUCUUCCUAAGACCGCAGACCCCAGAGUGCAAAUCGCCGGUAAUUUUGCUCCGGUACCUGAGCAGCCCGUCCAACACUCUCUCCCGGUGGAUGGUCGAAUCCCUGACUGCAUUCAAGGCGUAUACACUCGGAACGGCGCCAAUCCCCUCCACAAGCCUGUCGCCGGCCACCAUCUGUUCGACGGAGACGGCAUGGUUCACGCUGUCCAAUUCAAAGAUGGCGAUGCUAGCUACGCCUGCCGCUUCACCGAGACGCAGCGUCUGAUCCAAGAGCGAGAUUUCGGCCGGCCGGUGUUCCCCAAGGCCAUCGGCGAGCUCCACGGCCACUCCGGCAUCGCUCGCCUCCUCCUCUUCUACGCUCGCGGACUCUUCGGUCUGGUCGACCACAGUCACGGCACCGGCGUUGCCAACGCUGGGCUCGUCUAUUUCAACCGUAGACUCCUCGCCAUGUCGGAGGACGACUUGCCGUACCAAAUCCGCGUGACCCCUUCCGGAGACCUGGAGACGGUGGGUCGCUACGACUUCGAGGGUCAGCUCCGUUCCACAAUGAUCGCUCACCCCAAAGUUGAUCCAGUGUCUGGAGAGAUGUUCGCUCUGAGCUAUGAUGUGGUCCAGAAGCCAUACCUCAAGUACUUCCGCUUCUCCCCAAAGGGUGACAAAUCCCCAGACGUGGAGAUUCCACUGGCAGAGCCCACCAUGAUGCACGACUUCGCAAUUACGGAGAGGUUCGUAGUGGUUCCAGAUCAGCAGGUUGUGUUCAAGCUGCAAGAGAUGAUCAGCGGUGGCUCUCCUGUGGUGUACGACAAGAACAAGAUAUCGCGGUUCGGGGUGCUGGACAAGAAUGCUACUGACGCUUCUGGUAUGCGAUGGAUAGAGGUCCCUGAUUGCUUCUGCUUCCAUCUCUGGAACGCUUGGGAAGAGCCGGAGACCGAUGAAGUCGUGGUGAUUGGCUCCUGCAUGACUCCACCCGACUCCAUUUUCAACGAAUGCGACGAAGGCCUCAAGAGCGUCCUCUCCGAAAUCAGACUUAAUCUGAAGACCGGAAAGUCCACACGCCGCCCUAUACUUCCGGAAUCGGAGCAAGUGAACUUGGAAGCCGGGAUGGUGAACCGGAACCGCCUGGGAAGAAAAACCCAGUUCGCCUAUCUGGCUGUGGCUGAGCCAUGGCCCAAGGUGUCUGGUUUCGCCAAGGUUGACCUCUCAACUGGGCAAGUCAGCAAGUACAUAUACGGAGAGCAGAGGUAUGGUGGUGAGCCUCUGUUCCUUCCAAGAGACCCCAACUCUGGCAGGGAAGAUGAUGGGUACAUCCUGGCUUUUGUGCACGACGAGAAGACAUGGAAAUCAGAGCUGCAGAUAGUGAACGCCACGAAUUUACAGCUAGAAGCUUCUGUGAAACUUCCCUCACGAGUUCCCUAUGGAUUCCACGGCACCUUCAUAAGCUCCAAGGAAUUAGAGAAGCAAGCUUGAUUAUGUAUAGAUUACAUAUAUAUGCAUAUACAUAGCUGCUUGGUGUCAGAUUGCAGAGGACGAGAGUGUAAAGGAGGAGGAAGAGGAGGAGAUGUACCAGAGGGAUGGUCCGCAUAUGCGUCCCCGGAAUCUCCAAACUCUCUACAGUAACUAUCCACUAGCUUCAUGUGUUUUUACUCUGCUUAAUUUUUUGUUUUCUUCUGCGAGAAAGUUUUGAGGGACCAGCUCGUAGCUUUUGGUGUAGCUAGAAUUAGAGCUCAGCUGGUUUCUGAUAUUCUUUCACUGUUUGUUUCUUAUAUAUGGUUGGAAAAGAAAAUAUGAUGCUAUAUUUCUGUAUUUGUCCCUUCGUCUGUCCAUGUAAAUUUGUCGUACGACAUGUCUACUUUGUAAAUAAUAACAGAUUUAUCAUCUUUCCCGCC